GACUGGAACUGUUCCAUUACAGCCUAAAUAUGCCAGGAGGGAAUGUGCGCGCUGUUCCAUGGGAACCAAUCCAACCUUGUUUGGCUGGAACAAGAUCCAACACACAACACACUCACAACAGACAACAAAACAACAACACACUCAUAGCUAUAGUUCGUAAAAUCAAUGCAUGCAUUCGCUCAAUGCUCACACAGUGUGAUCACAAUGUUUUUGUUGCUGAAUCGUUAGACAUUCAGUUUAGUGAGCAAUUCAAUCGUAAUGACAUUAUCCUUCAUUCAUUGAAUAUUGUGCAAGCAAAACAGCAUCCAAACAUUGGGAAAUCAUCACAAGGAACAAUCAUUUUUAUCCUCAAUCGAGGACCAAUCAUCGUCAUGAUUGAUCAUUCAAUUGCCUUUCCCUUUCACAAAAACUUCAUACCAAUCAUCAUGAUUGUGAUGUGACCAAUACCAACACACACACACACACACACCAAUCAUAUUUGGCCAGUCCAUUCAAACUCUUUGCUUUUUUCAAUUUUCUCUCUUUCCAAAUGGCCACAAGUUGUUUUAUUCAC
Dermatophagoides pteronyssinus (European house dust mite) is the source of this 553-nucleotide messenger RNA. RefSeq lists its product as uncharacterized. Lineage: Eukaryota; Metazoa; Arthropoda; Arachnida; Sarcoptiformes; Pyroglyphidae. The record is from RefSeq and is a predicted model, not a curated record.